Lathyrus oleraceus (garden pea) is the source of this 1458-nucleotide messenger RNA. RefSeq lists its product as uncharacterized. The transcript is spliced from 2 exons. NCBI's taxonomy places the organism in Eukaryota, Viridiplantae, Streptophyta, Magnoliopsida, Fabales, Fabaceae. The record is from RefSeq and is a predicted model, not a curated record. Bases 1 to 1458 code for a protein of 485 amino acids.
AUGUCUAAUUCCUCUAGCUCUGAAUCAUGCAACCCUAAUAGGGAAGAUCCUGUGUCUGACUCUGCAAAUACCUCACAUGCAAGAAGACCUAAAGAAACUGUCUUAGGCUUCUCCUCAGCACUCGCACUUGAUGAACAAACCAGAGAAGGCCUCAGGUAUGUUCACAAUGCCAUUGCAACUAUGGUAACUGGAAUUUUGUCUGGUAAUCAUAAGGUUCUUGGGGUCUCAGUUCCCUUAAACACGAUUGUACCGGAAAAUGUUGCUUGUCAAGAAAAUACAGUUUCCUUAGGAAAGAAUGUGUCUGAUGAUGCUGAGCAAACUGAUGCUCAUGAGGGGUCAAAUAUUGACAAACCCUUAGAGAAUGUGGGUAGUGAAGAAGUCCGUGCCACUCAUGAUGUCAGUGACAACCCUAACUGUGAAGCUAAAACAGUUAACCUGGAGGAAUUUUCGGAUGAUGAGCUUGUGAAAAGGUGGAAGUAUGUUUACCACAAGAGGCUGGCUUUGGAAAGGGAACUGGCUCAGAAUGUCCUGGAAUGUAAGGAGAUUGUAGACCUUAUUCAAGAGGCAGGGUUAAUGAAGACUGUGACUCAGCUCUCAAAGUGCUAUGAGAUAUUGGUAAAGGAGUUUAUUGUCAAUGUGUCUGAAGAAUGUGCUGAUGGAAAGUCUAGGGAAUUCAGAAAAGUAUAUGUGCGAGGCAAGUGUGUGAACUUCUCUCCCUCAAUAAUCAACAUGUAUUUGGGAAGAUCUGAGGUAGCUCAACCUGAGCUUGAAGUGACUGACAACAAAAUCUAUCAAGUCAUCACUGCUAAUCAAGUCAGGAAGUGGCCUCUAAAAGGUAAGUUGGUGGCCAGCAAACUAAGUGUCAAGUAUGCUAUGCUGCACAAAAUUGGAGCUGCUAACUGGGUGCCCACCAAUCACAAAUCUAUAGUGGCUGUAAUGCUUGGGAAGUUCAUUUAUGCUGCUGGAACCAAAGCCAAGUUUGACUAUGGAACCUACAUUUUUUAUCAAACCAUGAAACAUGCAGGAAGCUUCAGUGUGAAGGGACUUAUAGCCUUUCCUUCCUUCAUUUGUGGUAUUGUGUUGAAUCAAUUUCCAAACAUACUAACAGAGAAUGAUUUUGUGAAAAGAAGAGAGAGCCGUUUGGCCUUCAACCAUAAACUGUUCCUAGGUAAGCAUGUUCGUGACAUUGCCAUGACAACAGGAGAGACAUCAAGUGUUUGCAAUCAAUCAGGUAAAGUUGUUGUCAUUGAAAUACUCAAACAAACGUGCAAGGAGUUGGAGGCAAGGAAGCUCACUUUGGAAAAUUUGAUUAUCAAAUUGGAGAUGACUGAAGGUGAUGUGCUUGGUGAAACUGCUGAUGCUGCAGAAGGAGCUGCAAGACAAAGUGCAGAGGGUGAAGAGGAUGCCAGUCCUGAUGAUGACACUGAUAUUGAUGCUGACUCUGAGUCAGAUGAAUAG